Messenger RNA from Bombyx mandarina (wild silkworm), 2623 nucleotides. It is a transcript of the gene nudE, whose product is annotated as Nuclear distribution protein nudE. Gene Ontology annotation, biological process: mitotic centrosome separation; microtubule nucleation; vesicle transport along microtubule. Gene Ontology annotation, cellular component: kinesin complex; kinetochore; centrosome. NCBI's taxonomy places the organism in Eukaryota, Metazoa, Arthropoda, Insecta, Lepidoptera, Bombycidae. The record is from RefSeq and is a predicted model, not a curated record. Gene Ontology annotation, molecular function: microtubule binding.
AGUUCAGAACAGCCAUUUUAAUUCUAAACUGUUUUGGAAUUGGAAUUUUGAAUUGACGACGAAGUUGUAAUAAGUUUUAAGUUUUAUGUGUUUAUGGGUGAAAUUUUACUACAAACGUAAAAAUAUUGUUCACAGCGAGCGAACUUUAUAUUCAUGUAUAAAUAGAGAUUAUACAAGCAAUUUCUAAAACAACGUAACAGUACGUUGUUAUGAUUCGUUGAUCAGCCUCUGGAAAUUAUUUGCUAAAAGUUGUAAGCUUCAAUAGGAUCAUGCAAUCUCCGAAACAAGCAGAUUGUGACACAGUGGAGUACUGGAAAAAUCUAGCAGAAUGCUAUGAACAGAAAGUGAACGACAUUCAGCAAGAAUUAGAUGAAUACACAGAAAAUUCGGCUCAGUUGGAAAAGGAAUUGGAAGCAUCAUUAGGGCAAGUUGAAAAACAGAACAGAGAUCUGGAACACCAAAAUCAACGCCUUAAAAAUGAAAUUGAAAUGUUAAAAAACAAGCUGGAAAGAAGUCAAUAUGAGACUAAUGCUUUAGAAAAUGAACUACAAGCUUUAAAGAUAGAUAAGGACAAGCAGGCAGCAUAUGUGAGGGAAUUGGAACAAAAGAACGAUGAUCUGGAAAGAGGUCAAAGAGUCAUAUCAGAAUCCGUAUCAUGUAUAGAAACAAUGUUAAAUGAAGCAUAUGAGAGGAAUGCAGUUCUUGAAAAUGAAGUUGAUGAAAUAGAAAAUCUUAGGAUAAAAUUGCAGAGAGCAAAUGAUGAAGCGAGAGAUCUGAAACAAGAAUUAAAAGUUGUUGAAAGAAUUCCAUCAAGUAAGAAAGAGGAAGAUGAAAAUGAAACAACAUUAACGAACGGACAUCUUUCAAAUUCAACUCGGAAUCAAGUUGAGAUUGAGACACAAACAUCCAUUAUGUCACCACAAAAACGGGAAAUAAAUGGUAACGCAAUGACACCAUCGGCCAGAGUUUCAGCAAUAAAUUUAGUUGGUGAUCUCCUUAGGAAGGUUGGGGCUUUGGAAUCGAAAUUAGCAUCGUGUCGUGGUACAGUUAGACCUAAAGAGCAUUCACCAAACACGACCUCGGAAGUCAAUAAGGACUACAGAUGUGUACUCAAGAAUUAAGAGAAUCCGUAACGCCAUCCAUUCAUCUACAUUUUUUGUGUCUGCAACAGGCCGCCGCAACUCUGGCUUGUGUUAUAGUGUGAUAUUAUAUUAAAUACAUAUAUCAAUCAGAUCAAACGAACGUAUAUUGCUUCAAGUUGUCGUUAAUACUAAAUAUUCAUGAAAAAAUUAAAAUCUGUGAUCGUCUAAUCACAUUUUCCUAAUAUACUAAUAAUAUCUGUGAUGAUCAAAUAGUUAAGUAUCGGAUGUGUUGAACGAUGUGUUUUUGGCCUACCCACCGCAGAUCCGACAGGACUGCAGCACGCCUUGUAGUGAAUAGCUUCGACACAUUGUGGUGUUUCUUGUAUGGUACUUGUGCGCGUGUGGAUUGUAUGACAAUCAUUACUGAUAAGAAUUCGGCAAGUUUAGGAUUCCCUCCAGUCGCACGAAAGUCAAGAGAGUCAUCGCUAAGAAAACACGCUAGUGUUGAUGAAGGAGUAUUUAAUAAUAACUUCAAUAUGAAUUUUUUGUAAGUCAUUGUAAAUGGGCAUAUAAAAUUAUUUUCGAAAAUGAUUUAGUGUAAAUAAUAUCGUACGUGAUCAGAGUAAGUACGUUUGAAAUCGGUAUUCUGAUAAUUCUUUGUAAAAGUAUUUACUAUAUAAAAUUGAUUUUUAUUAUAUCAUAAUAUGCAUUAGCGAGUUAUAUUGUUCGUUCUACUUUUCAACAAUAUAUAGUAAUUCUUAAAAGAAGAAGAAUGCAAUCCAAAAUUACAUCGACGUUUUCAAAUUUCCGAGUAAAAAAAUUUCGUCGUCUUUAUACCGUAAUGGAAAACUUUGAAAUAUUUAACAAUAAUAUGAUCUUGAAACGUUCCACGGCCAUCCUAUGAACUUUGUCGUAACUAACCCAACUUGCAUGCAUGUUUAUGUUGAUAUUUUUAUUCGUUAGCAUGGAAAUACAAUUAAUACUUACUGAAAUGUACUGGUUUUCAUCAUACUCGAAUAUUAUUUAUGCAAAAUAACAAAAAUUAGAAGUGCUAUAAUUUUAUAGCCGUUUGUCCCAAGUAAUCUUUUGUAACAAUCAUACAAAUAUGCUCAUAAGGUUUAGGUACGUAAAAAGCAAUGUUAAAUUUAAUAACUGACAAGUCUUGCCUUAAAAUGUUAAUCAUUUGAAGAUUAUAUGUAGAUGCAUAAUGUUAUAUACCUACAUAAUGUUAUUUCAGAUUACAUUUACUUUGGAAGUUGCAUUCCGUUUCAUUUUCAAUAAUAUCACUGGACUGCAAAUUUAGAAUUAGUUUUAUAUUAAUUUUUGUCUUCGUAACAGGUGUUUUUAUUUAAAUAAAUUCUGAAUCAUAUCCUAAGUUUUAGUGAUACAUUUAAAUAAAAUUUGGUUUAGGAUUUUUACAAUUGUACGAUAUCUGUGUAUUUGCCCAGUUUUGCUGCAAAUCGUUUUGUAACGUAAGCAUUUAUGCAUUCACGCGUGUGGUGACCAACAAUUUUAUUUUUUGCGCAAUAUUAAAUAUUGAG